AGAGGAAUGCCAUGCAUCAAUAUAGUCUAUUGAUCAGUGAGGACAAGAUCGAUGAAGACUCUUCACUUUCUCCUAGUUUCUUUCUUUGCUUUCCAGGCGUUGUUGCUUGGUUCUAGUCCUACAGAAGCUACACGUUUGCGGACACUGUCACUGGGCUAUUCUUCAAGUACUGGAGCAACUCUGAAGAAAGUGAGUUUAAGGCCACCAACACAUCCACGACGACACUCGCCUCCACCACCAACUCCUGGCUAUUCUCCUGAACCCGGUCCAGGACGAACUCGAAGAUCUCCUCCGACUCCAAGACCUUUCAUCGUUGUACCAGCAAAUAAUUCUGAUCCUUCUGCUGCAUCAGCAUGAUUAUCGUAAUUUAGGAGCUGGAUGCGUUGCCUUAUAUUAUAUGUGUGUGUUUUACUCUACGUGCUUCACCAAAAUUAAAGUCUUUUAAGUCCUUCGCUUUCAUUGUGUGCUUUAAGAAAGAAAAACUUCAUGUGAAUUAUUUAUGUUCUGUUUGCUUGUAUAUGUGUAUUCAAAUAUUUGUUGGAGACUUGAGUUGAUGAUCCUA
Molecule: messenger RNA, 562 nt
Organism: Glycine soja
Lineage: Eukaryota; Viridiplantae; Streptophyta; Magnoliopsida; Fabales; Fabaceae
Exons: 2
Coding region: 52-357 (101 amino acids)
Source: RefSeq, a predicted model, not a curated record